AUGGCCUCACUACGCACAGCGCUGCGGCCAUUGACCGCCGAGCUCAGCGCCGCCUUCGCAGCCCCCGCCUCCGCCUCUGCCUCGUCGUCCAGCACAAUCUCCUCGACCCGCCACGCCUACGCCUGCCAGCGUCCCCUCACCACCGCUGCCGGCCGCACCGUCUCUCACACGCCGCCGCAGCCAUUGCCAUCGUCUUUGCCAGCUUCCCGCCGGCCCUUUUCCUCGUCCCGCCCGUCGAGGAACUCGGACACGUACCAAGACACGCCCUCGGGCUACUCGAAGCCGCAGUCGUCCAAGUCCAGCAGACCCUGGUACCGCUCCCCCACCACCCUCGUCCUCGGCUUCAUCCCGAUAUUCACAUUCGGCCUCGGAUACUGGCAGAUCAAGCGGCUCAAGUGGAAGGUCAACCUCAUCGAGGAGCUCGAGGACAAGCUGAGAAAGGAACCCCUCCACCUACCGCGCAACAUCAACCUCGAUGUGCUUCCCGAAUUCGACUUCCGCCUAGUCACGCUUCGCGGCACCUUUGACCACUCCCGGACAAUGUUCCUCGGCCCGCGGGUGCGCGACGGUGUCCUCGGCUUCCACGUCGUCUGCCCCAUGGCCCGCGCAGAGGGCGGCGGCAUGGUGCUCGUCAACCGCGGCUUCGUCUCGGAGAAGAACAUCAUCGGUACCGGCGCGGACCGCAGGCUGAAGGACGAGGCCAUGCCUCGAGGCGAGGUCGAGUUUGUCGCGCUGCUGCCGCGCAUCUAUCCGCCCAACACGUUUACGCCCGCCAGCGAUCCAAAGACCAACUCGUGGUACCACGCCGAUCCAAAGGAGAUGGCAGAAUGGGCGUCGGCGCAGGUUGGUGCGUCCGCGCUGUCGCUCGAGUCCAAGCAGCGCAACGAUGCGCUGGAGGACCACCAUACGCCGAGCGCCGGCGUGGCCGAGAGCGUCAAGGGCAUGCUCGGUGUCGGCGGCUCGUCGUCGCGAGAGUCGCAGAGGGUGCUGCCCGUCUUGCUCGAAGAGGUGUUUGACGGCAAUGUGGGAGAGGCGUCUGCGAGAGUGGCGCAGGGCGUCCCCGUCGGACGGGCAGCGACGAUUGAGCUGCGCAACCAGCAUGCCGUCUACGCCGCAACAUGGUUCUCGCUGUCGGCGUGCACGGCCGUCAUGUUUGGACUGCUGGUCCGAAGGGGUCGCUGA
Messenger RNA from Pseudozyma flocculosa PF-1, 1182 nucleotides. RefSeq lists its product as uncharacterized. Gene Ontology annotation, cellular component: mitochondrion; membrane. Gene Ontology annotation, biological process: mitochondrial respiratory chain complex IV assembly. Bases 1 to 1182 code for a protein of 393 amino acids. NCBI's taxonomy places the organism in Eukaryota, Fungi, Basidiomycota, Ustilaginomycetes, Ustilaginales, Ustilaginaceae. The transcript is spliced from 5 exons. The record is from RefSeq and is a predicted model, not a curated record.